GGCAGCCGCGGCCGCCGGACGCGAAGGGCUGAGGCUCCCCCGCCGCCCGGGCCGGGGAUGGGGAACGUGGAGAGCGCGGACGGGGAGCCGCUGCCCCGGGGCCCGGGCGGAGCCCCCCUGGGGGGGUCCGGGCUGCUGCAGCCGGGGAAGAUGCCGAUGCCGGAGCCCUGCGAGCUGGAGGAGAGGUUCGCCCUGGUGCUGAGCUCCAUGAACCUCCCGCCUGACAAAGCCCGUCUCCUGCGCCAGUACGACAAUGAGAAGAAAUGGGACCUGAUCUGCGACCAGGAGAGGUUCCAGGUGAAGAACCCUCCCCAUACCUACAUCCAGAAACUGCAGACCUUCCUGGACCCCGGCGUGACUAGGAAGAAGUUCAGACGGAGGGUGCAGGAAUCGACCAAAGUGUUGCGGGAGCUGGAGAUCUCCUUGAGGACCAACCACAUCGGGUGGGUUCGGGAGUUUCUCAAUGACGAGAACAAAGGCCUGGACGUCUUGGUGGAGUAUCUCUCCUUCGCGCAGUGUGCCGUGAUGUUUGAUUGUGAGGGUCUGGAAAGCGGUGAGGACGGCGCGCUAGAAAAGCUGAAAUCCUGGAGCAGAUCCAUCGAGGAUCUGCAGCACCCCAUAACCCUGUCUGCCCCCUUCGCCACCAGCCUCGCCCGCUCUGGGCGCCCGUCCGCCCUACGCUGCAGCACCUUGCCCAGCAGGAAGGCAUUGAAGAACUCACGGCUGGUGAGCCAGAAGGACGACGUCCACGUCUGCAUCAUGUGCCUGCGGGCCAUCAUGAACUACCAGUACGGAUUCAACCUGGUGAUGUCCCAUCCCCACGCCGUCAAUGAGAUCGCGCUCAGCCUGCAUAACAAGAACCCCAGGACCAAGGCCCUGGUGCUGGAGCUGCUGGCGGCUGUCUGCCUGGUGAGGGGAGGCCACGAAAUCAUUCUCGCUGCCUUCGACAACUUCAAAGAGGUCUGCAAAGAGACACACCGCUUUGAGAAGCUCAUGGACUACUUCCGGAACGAGGACAGCAGCAUCGAUUUCAUGGUGGCCUGCAUGCAGUUCAUCAACAUCGUGGUGCACUCGGUGGAGGACAUGAAUUUCCGGGUGCACCUGCAGUACGAAUUCACCAAGCUGGGCCUGGAGGAGUUCCUGCAGAAGUCGCGGCACACGGAGAGCGAGAAGCUGCAGGUGCAGAUCCAGGCCUACCUGGACAACGUCUUCGACGUGGGGGGGCUGCUGGAGGACGCGGAGACCAAGAACGUGGCGCUGGAGAAAGUGGAGGAGCUGGAGGAGCACGUAUCCCACUUGACGGAGAAGCUGCUGGACCUGGAGAACGAGAACGUGAUGCGCGUGGCGGAACUGGAGAAGCAGCUGUUGCAGCGAGAGAAAGAGCUGGAGCUGGUCAAGGAGACCUUCGAGAGCGCGACUCACCAGGUGCACACGCUGCGCAGGAUCGUCAAGGAGAAGGAGGAGGCUUUCCGGCGUCACUGUGGCUCCCGCCAGCCCGGGGAGCCGGGGGGUGACCCGCUGCCGCCCCUGGAGGGCGAAGGGGACAUCCCCGACUACGACCUCCGCCUCCCGGUCUUGCCUCCUGUGGAGGCAGCCCCCCCGCCCCCGCCUCCCCCGCCCCCUGUGCCCCCGCCGGCCCCUCCACUGCCAGACAAGUGCCCCCCUGCGCCCCCACUGCCUGGGGCCUCGUCCUCCGUCAUCCUCACCGUGGGGUUGUCAGCCAUCCGGAUAAAGAAGCCCAUCAAGACCAAGUUCCGCCUGCCUGUCUUUAACUGGACGGCGCUGAAACCCAACCAGAUCAAUGGCACCGUCUUCAGCGAGCUGGACGACGAGAGGGUCCUGCAGGACCUGGACCUGGACAAGUUUGAGGAGCUCUUCAAAACCAAAGCUCAGGGCCCUGCCGUGGAGCUGCUCUGCGCCAAGAGCAAGGCCUCGCACAAGGCGGCCAGCAAGGUGACGCUGCUGGAGGCCAACCGGGCCAAGAACCUGGCCAUCACGCUGCGCAAGGCGGGCCGCAGCGCCGAGGAGAUCUGCAGGGCCAUCCACACGUUUGACCUGCAGACGCUGCCGGUGGACUUCGUGGAGUGCCUGACGCGGGUGCUGCCGACGGAGGCGGAGGUGAAGCUGCUGCGGCAGUACGAGAAGGAGCGCAAGCCGCUGGACGAGCUGGCGGACGAGGACCGGUUCAUGCUGCACUUCAGCAAGGUGGAGCGCCUGGCGCAGCGCAUGGCCAUCAUGGCCUUCCUGGGCAACUUCCACGAGAACCUGCAGAUGCUGACGCCGCAACUCAACGCCGUCAUCGCUGCCUCGGCCUCCGUCAAGGCGUCUCAGAAGCUGAAGCACGUGCUGGAGAUCGUCCUGGCCCUCGGCAACUAUAUGAACAGCUGCAAGCGCGGCUGUGUCUACGGCUUCAAGCUGCAGAGUCUGGACCUGCUGCUGGACACCAAGUCGACAGACCGGAAGCUGACGCUGCUGCACUUCAUCGCGCUGACCGUGCGGGAGAAGUACCCGGACUUGGCCACCUUCUGGCAGGAGCUGCACUUCGUGGAGAAGGCAGCAGCAGUGUCCCUGGAGAACGUGCUGCUGGACGUGAAGGAGCUGGGGCGCGGCAUGGACCUGAUCCGGCGCGAGUGCAGCAUUCACGACAACAGCGUCCUGCGCAACUUCCUGGGCGCCAGCGAGGGCCGGCUGGAGAAGCUGCAGAAGGACGCCAGGACGGCGGAGGACGCCUACAACAUGGUCGUGCGCUACUUUGGCGAGAGCCCCAAGACGAUGCCCCCCUCCGUGUUCUUCCCCGUCUUCGUCCGCUUCAUCCGCUCCUACAAGGACGCGGAGCAGGAGAACGAGCAGCGGAAGAAGCAGGAGGAGGUGUUGCGGGAGAAGAUGCUGGCCCAGGAGGCCAAGAAGCUGGAGAAGCGGAACAAGUGGCAGGAGCAGGAGCUGAUCGCGGAGUUGCGCCGGCGGCAGGCCAAGGAGCACCGGCCCGUCUACGAGGGCAAGGACGGGACCAUCGAGGACAUCAUCACGGACCUUCACUCCCAGCCGCUCAGACGGGCCAACGCCGCCAGCCGGAGCCUGGACCCCAGGGGCCUCUGUCCUGCCCCUCCCGCCCCCUGCCCCGACUCCGCACUGAAGGACCAAAGGGACCUUGGGCGAGGCUGGCUCUGUGCCUUGGGAAGUGCCUUAGAACGACAGUAUUAGCGAGGGCAAGGAAGCUCCACUUCGGCACGGUGGGGGCCGGCGUCCGCACCGGCACCGUUGGAAGGACACUGGCAGAUGCAGCAACCCCUGGCGCUCGGGUUCCAGCGGUCGUGACCCUGGGUGUGGGCCCCCCUGUGGCCCGA
Messenger RNA from Caretta caretta (loggerhead turtle), 3344 nucleotides. RefSeq names its product formin like 3 (gene FMNL3). NCBI's taxonomy places the organism in Eukaryota, Metazoa, Chordata, Testudines, Cheloniidae. Gene Ontology annotation, biological process: cortical actin cytoskeleton organization; regulation of cell shape; cell migration. Gene Ontology annotation, cellular component: cytosol. The record is from RefSeq and is a predicted model, not a curated record. Gene Ontology annotation, molecular function: small GTPase binding; actin filament binding.